GCCUGGCGUGGUGCAGGGUCGACUGCUAGCAGCCAGACCCGCCUCAGUUCGUGCGGUAAACUUGGUGUGAGCGAAUGUGCGGCCCGGUGCUCGCGCUGUGCAGGAUUACUACUACUAAAAAUCGCCGUGACAUCGUGUUUCCUCUGUACAGAAACAUUAGACGGCGAUCUGAUGUUCUAUUAUAAAAAGUGGCCCAGUGUUAGCCGGCCUCUGAGCCAGUGACUGUUGUUCCUUGUGAGACUCCGGAGCUGUAGGCUGAGCCACUUGCACGAGACUUCUUCAGGAUGAUCCCUUGUGAACGAAUUUGCGGGCGCAUUUCCCAUACUAUAUAGUGCAUGAGAUUUGAUUCUCCGUGUUGCCAAGGCUUGCUAGGUGUAGUGAUACUUUUAUUUAGUGAAAGUGAGUAUAAGAACUCGUAAGAACAAAGAGACAGAGGAAGUUGGGGCAGCACCAUGACGACGGCGGAAGCCCUAAAGCACGAGCUUGAGGUCGUGACGGGUCUGAGAGAAGAGGGCACGGAGGAUGAGGAGGAAGAUCCUGUGGAAGGGAUGCCGGGAAGAAAGGAACCCCCCAUAGUAGUGGUGGAAGGCGUGGAAGAAUCCCCCUGGCACGCCCCACCGCUGGUGAGCGUAACCAACUGGGGGACACCGAGCGGGCCCUCGAGCGGGACCUGUUCGCCUCACUCGCGUUCGCCUUCGCUGGGGUCCCUCUGGUCUGAGGCUUCCCUGAGCGACGAUGCAGGCUCCAUUUCGUACAGCCCUCAAAUUCCCAAAGGCCCUCGCCAGAGGUCUCGCCACGCGUCGUCCUCUUUCACACAGGACACGGGCAAGCAGAACCCCGAAGUUACGCGCCUUUGUUCCUCCCAGGAACUCCUCGCUACCGAGAUCAUUCCACCCAAACACAAGCACUCUCUCAAGUCCAUGUUCCUUGAUGUCUUUCACCCGGAGUCCAGCAGAAGGACGAGGUCGGCAUCCAGUGGAGAGGUAAGGCGCAGAUCGCCCUCGACAGGCGACUCGAAGAUGAGGAAACUCCUUUCGAAAUUUCGGUCCCGCUCCCAAAGCGACCUCCUGGAUGUGAAGAGCCGCAGAACUUCCGAGGGCAGUAUCAACGUGGGUUCUCACGUCAGCCUCAAUCCAGGUGAGUCGACGUCGAGGGAAGAAGGGGAGGAGGGCGUCCCACCCACAGCAAUCAACACCCGCCUUGUCGGACGUUUCCGAAAGCACUCUAAUGCCAACAAACGCCGAUGGAGCGUCUUCGAACAACACAUUUUAAAAGGUCGAGGUCAGCGCCAUGACCACGCCCAUGACGGAUCUUCGAACCCCGCAACUUCCGACAGUGAAGGCGAGGGUCAAGAGGGUUGGGUCAUCUCCCUCGACGAUCCAUCGGGAGAGUCCUCGACAGAGCGUGCAAAGGCCUCUACCAAAAUCCAGCUCGAAGGCGGAGUUCCACUAGACCCUGUCCGCCAUGCCAAGCAGCGCUUGGGGAGAACUCGCUCAAACUCGGACUCAAGGAUCAAUGUCUUGGAGAAGAAACAGCGGCGUAGGCGCGGUAGCGGCCUCACCUUCGCGAAGGAGUACAAAGUGAUCGACAGACUUAUAGACUUCCACAAGCGAAACAAGCACCGCGGAAGCCUCCCGUCCUUGGCAAUCGAAGUGCAGAGGCAGAAGCACCUCCAAAAGUUGCAGGACAUCGCCGAUGGUGAAUCCCGGAAGAAAACUCAAGGUCCCAAAGCGCCCAAUGGAUCCAUUCCCAACGGCGGCAUCAGCGACCCUCUUGCUUCGCGAGCUCAGUCCUUCCAUAAUCUCACGGACUUUGCCGUGGAUGAUUACUUUAGCUCGGACAAUGAACGCCACCUCUCUGGCGAUGAUGCCGACGCACCUGGAGGCACAGGCACAAGGAACCUGUCUCCUUACUAUGGCGAGGAGGGAAACC
Molecule: messenger RNA, 1932 nt
Organism: Penaeus monodon (black tiger shrimp)
Lineage: Eukaryota; Metazoa; Arthropoda; Malacostraca; Decapoda; Penaeidae
Source: RefSeq, a predicted model, not a curated record